AUGGCCGACAUCUCGCAGCCAUGGCUCGACGAUCUGAGCGAGGAGUGGGUACCACAGCAGCCGACCCCGCCCGCCGACUCGCCCGCCGACUCGCCCAUGCCUGCGCCCUCGCCCGCCGCCCACAGCGCGCCGCCCAAGCCCCGCAGUCGCCUCCCCCGCCUCAGACACUCGUCCGGCUCCUUCUCAGACAUUCAGCCACGCAGCAACCUGCGCCCCACCAAGCAGCGAAACGCCCUCGCCGAGCGCAGCCACAGCGACUCCAACGUCGUCUCCCCUGCCGCCUCGCGCAACGUCUCCCACGCCGACCCCGCCCGCCAUGCCGCGCAGUCCUUCACCACCGACUCGCAGGGCUCCCUCCUGUACGGCACCGUCGCCAUAUCCUCGGCCAAGGCAAACGGCCACUACGAGACCCCCGAGUGGAAGCGCCGCUUGGUCAAGGGCGAGGGCGGCGAGCAAAAGGACCUGUUUGGCCCCUCCGGCCUCGAGAACAUCUUUGCAAAGCCAGCAGGCAGCCCCUCGGAAGCCGCCGCCGCCCCGCCCAAGCGCAAGCUGGGCAUGCUGCGCGGCCUGUCUGCCAUGCCCUCGAGCCCACCGCCGUGGCCCGCAGCCGCCAACGAUUCGGAGCUCCAACAGUCCGUCUCGCACUCCGAAAGUCAACUGCACCGCCGGCAAGACUCCCAGCAAGCGCCGUCCAUCGCCGACCCAGACGAGUCGCUGUCAGCUGCACUGCAAGAACCCGCCCGCACCGUGAGUGGCCAGAUCGAAUUCGAGAACGAGCAGUUCAGCCCCGUCUUCAUCAACACCGAGCUCGAGAUUGGGCAGACCCCCGAUCCUGUCCUCGCCUUUCGAGGCUCCGAGCUGGCCAACAGACUGCGCCAGAUUGGCUCGCCCCCGCCCGACCAGCACGAUUCGAUACCGGAAGAGAGCUCGCUAAACUACACGCGAGAAGACUCGUCCUUUGCCCGCAUACAGGACGACUCGCUGCCCGAGGGACUGCCAGCCGGCACGCCAGACAUCGCCGACGUGGGGCGAUUCGUCCAACUUCGAAGAGGCGGCUACUCUCAAGAAGGCUCCUUUCGGAGACGACCACUGAGUCCCUCGCCCGAGCGCGCGCCUACAGCCCAAGGCACGGCUCGCAGCAACUUCUCGGCCCAGACAGCCAUCAGGGAUGCACAACCUGCCGCCAGCGACUCCGCCAUUGCCGAUGAUGAAGACAGCCCAAAAACCCCCCAUCGACGAGCGAAUCAUUUCCUGAGCCCCGAUCGAGCAAAGAGUUCAGGCAGUCCUCUGAAACUGUUUGGCGCCCACGACACCUUUACGAGCAACCGGUUAAUAAGACGACUGAGUCAACUGGAAUACAAACCAGACUCCACCACCUCAAGCAGCGUACAAGACAGCAAGAUGGAAGCUGCCAGACCGGUGCAGAACAAGUCUAGGCUGACUUCCGUCGAAGAAGUGAGUGUCGUCCAUAGCGGCCUGUCUCAGCUACCAGAAGCUCAGCUGCCAUCGCCACGUCGGGUGAGUGCCUUUGGGCAAGGCCAGCUUAACAAGUACCAGUUCGACGCAGACUACUCCGUACUGUCCUCAGAUGUGUCAGAUGCCCAGGAUGAUAGUGCGCCUGAGGACUCGCCCACAAGUGAUGUUGCGCCUCCUGGCAGUCGCCCGCCCUUCAAGUUCCAGCUCGAUGAGUCGCCUACGCGCGGAUCGUCGCGGACUACAAGACAAUCUUCGCGACACGUAUCGAAUCCAUUCCGGGUGGCAAGCCGAUCAGGUCCACAGUUUAAGCGACAUGUGGCUCCGCCAAAAGUGGAGGAAGAGUUGGAUGAACAUCAGGACUAUGCGGAUGGCAAGCGAGGCCCGACCUCACCGUUCAAGAACCCUACACCCAAGCGUCGAAGGACUAUAAACUCAACCUUCGAAGAAAGUGAAGUCGUCGACCCCCACAGCGAAACAGGACCACCCGCAACUCAAGACUCACAUGCAGCAAUUCAAGCAGUCCUUGCACAGAAACAUUACGACAACGAUCAUGGAGCCCCUGUUCACGCAGCGGAUCCGGACAUUCUAGCUCGACGACACAUUCUGAGGCCUCGCAACCCAACCCCUAGCCAACGUAGGCGUGAGGAAAUCGAGGCUGAAAUCAUGGAGGCUACAGAGGCCUUUAUGCAGGCUUCCCCGAAGCUGAACACAAUACGCGAACAGCUAGAACCAUCCAUGGUUUCAGAUGACAGCGAGGAGCAAGACCGGGCCACCGCAGUGGCAAAUGAGGUUGCCAUGUUCACGAUGAAGCGGCAAGCCAUGCGGAACCAGAGCCGCAAGCGAUCUGUGACAACACAGGAUUUCUUAGAUGAAGCACUGAAAAUCAUGAACUUCAUCCGUACAAAGGGCAGGCCUACCAGUGGGCUCGGGGAUCUUGAAGAGACGGAUGCUGAGUUCAAUAUACCGGAAGGCGCGAGUGAACAACCAUCAACGUCACUAACGUUCGAACGACCGCCUAGCCGGGAAGGUCAUCGCUCUGCCUGGCGAGAUCCCAACAAGCGUGACUCUGACCCCAGUGUCAUCACGCAUCUGCGAAAGUAUGAAGAGAAGGAGUCGGAUACCUUCCUAAACUCGUCACUGAAUUCUGUAAAGAUCUCGAGAAUGAAAAGCACAGUGCCGGAGGAAAUCAACAUGGUUGUGGAAAAGGACGACAUCCGAAUCACUGACCAUCGCAGUCGGCCAUUUGCACCGGAUGACAGCGAAUACGACCCUAGCGGAGCCCGGCCUCAAACUGGCCAAUCCGCCGGCUCAUCUCUGGGACAUACUAUUGCUACGAACGUAUCACGCCGCUCUGAUCAAGUUGCAACCCUUGCGCCAGAGGCAGUCGCACACCUCAUUCCACAUCAAAUUGCGGGCAUGAGCUUCAACCGCGAGAAGAAGAUCUGGGUUCGUCAGAAGAGUCCUUCCAAGGAGCAUCGCCGUCCUGAAGAGGAUCACAGUAGCAUGAACCAGAGCGAGGAAGACCCGUUUGGUAACAUCCCAGAUCUGUCAGUGAGCGAGACGAGGGACAACACUGCGCAAAUGGAGUCGCCAUCAUACCCUCAACCCACCGCAGAAACCCUCCUAGACGAUGACGAGGCUGGAGAUGAAGCGCGUCCUAUGACAUGCGCAAGUUCGGUCCCUUCAAAGGCUUCCAACAACUUCGGAUGGAGCUUUACAAAGACAGAAACACGAGCCACCUCUUGCAGCACACAGGUUCCCCGCAGGCGAAGUGCCAACAAGGCUCUGCCUCUUCCGACUACCUACGCAAUCCCAGAGUCUGAUGAAGAUGAUAUUGAACACGAGAUCCAGUACUUCGAGGGGCGCGAUGCGGCUAUGCCAAACGCGCCGCAUGCCCGCGUUCGCGACAUCACAAUCUCCUUCGCGGAGCGUGAGCUAGGAGGCAUUGAACGACGACACACCGAACCUCCACAUCAUUUGGGGCAACCGCAACGGGGGUUCUCGGGCGUAUCGCAGUCGAGCAAACCCACAUGGGCCCACACAAACGGCACAAGCACACUGCCCAGGACGCGGCCAAACCAAAGACCAAGAUUCAACGGUGACGGCGACCUAUCGAUUUUAGAAGAAUUGCCUUCAAAGAACUAUCGCAUGGAGCUCUCGAUGAAUGUUUCCGCACCGGUUCUUGGGCAAGGCAAACAAGACACGCUAUUUGUAGCACCAUCGUCGCCACUCAAGGGAGAUGUCACCUUCAUGCUCAGUGACUUGCCCGACUUCACUCUCAACCAAAUUGACGAGUUCGAGCAUCCGGAUCGGGUAGUAGUCAAGCAUGAUGGUACUCGACUUUCCAAGACACUCGAGGACCGUUACGCACAAGGUACCGCCGAACUUGUGAAAGCACUACAGGAUGUUGAGCCAGACGAGCCUUACUGGGAGGAUCUUCGUGAGAUUGCAUUGCGCGACAGAGACCUCGGCAGUCUGCACCGUCUCGAUGAGCUUUGCUACCGGCUUGAAGAGCUUGAUGUCUCAAACAACCAGAUCAGCCAGGUUGAGGGUAUCCCCUACGCCAUGCGACGGCUGAAAGCACAGAAUAACUGCUUGAACGGACUCACCUCUUGGGCAACGCUGGGCAACCUGCAGCACCUCGAUGUAUCGAACAACGACAUCGACAGCCUAGAUGGACUCGCCGAGCUGGUUCAUCUGCGAGUACUGAGGAUUGACAACAACAAGUUGAAAACGCUCGAUAGUAUCUUGCAUCUUGAUGGCCUUAUAGAAUUGCAUGCGGGAGGCAACGAUAUCGACCUCGUGGAUUUCGCGCGUUCGAACCUGAAAUCUUUGACGGACCUCGAUUUGCACAAGAAUCGCUUGCUGGAGAUACGAAAUGUACAUCGCCUGUCGCAGCUCCAGCACCUGAACCUGGAUGAUAACGAGCUCGAUGAGUUCCCGCUGUCGGAUACGCCGACGGAACCUUGCAAGCACUUACGAUCCAUUCGCAUCUGCCGAAACGGUAUGACACUACUCGAUGUCGACAGACAUUUCCCAAGACUCGAAUCUCUCUACGUUGACGGCAACUCGUUGACACACGUCUCUGGUCUCGAGCACCUUCGACGCCUCCGCACUUUCUCGGCAAGGGAGCAGAUUCUGGGCACUGACUUGGAUGCGGAAACGUGUGUCAGCAACCUUGUCAGAAACACCGAUGUCCACAAUCUUUACAUUUCCCUUAACUCAGCAUACACCCUGGGCAUCACACAGCACCUCAUGAACCUUCAGCGGCUGGAGCUCGCGUCCAUGGGGCUGAAAGAGCUGCCCGACAAUUUUGGUCAACUGACACCAAACAUUCGAUCGGUAAACCUUAAUUUCAACUCUCUACGGGACCUCCGUCCGUUGCUCAACAUCAAACGACUAAGCGAACUCCUGCUGGUAGGCAACAAACUCGAGCGUUUGCGCCAAAACGCAAUGGUCUUGGGCAAGUUCUCGUCUCUUUCGAAGCUUGACUGGCGCGACAAUCCGGUCACACUUCGCUUCUACGCUUCAACCUCGGAAAACAGAAUCAUGUCGCUUAGGCAGAAUCCAGAUGAUGAGCAGCUCACGGAUCGAUUCGUGCUCCCCCGAGGUGACAUCGAAGCAGAUGAGCAACACCAGUCCCGGCUUGACUACGAGACGCGUAUCAGACGCCGCGUCACCGAAAUGAUGCUGGCUAAUCUUUGCCGGGACCUUCGUGAGCUCGAUGGCCUACCCUUCGACAAGGCUCGCGUCUUGGUCAAGGACGACGUCUGGGAGCGAUUAACCAGGCUUGGUGUCAUCAGGCGCAAGCAGCCUGAGAAGACAAACGACGAUAGUUAUUAG
This is a messenger RNA of Ascochyta rabiei, 5319 nucleotides long. RefSeq names its product Protein nud1. Lineage: Eukaryota; Fungi; Ascomycota; Dothideomycetes; Pleosporales; Didymellaceae. The transcript is spliced from 3 exons. The record is from RefSeq and is a predicted model, not a curated record. Gene Ontology annotation, molecular function: protein binding. Bases 1 to 5319 code for a protein of 1772 amino acids.